Molecule: messenger RNA, 2421 nt
Organism: Portunus trituberculatus (swimming crab)
Lineage: Eukaryota; Metazoa; Arthropoda; Malacostraca; Decapoda; Portunidae
Exons: 2
Coding region: 465-2171 (568 amino acids)
Source: RefSeq, a predicted model, not a curated record
UAAUUGUUACCAGAAAAAGUACAACAUUCCUGAAAGCUUCCUCGAACUCACUGAACCAAAGCUUGCCGUAGGUAGAGCUCCUUCAUACUGGCCGCACUUAACCUGUAGCACAUGAGUCGCGUCUAAACACAGCUUGUCCACCGUCUCCAAACGCUCUCUCCUGCUUGCCUCUGCCUGCCCGCAGUUUCCCAAGGUGGGCGGCUGGGUCCCGCGCGGGUCUGGAAGCAGUAGGCGGGCGGAGAGCGAGAAGGGAGGAUCGCGUCGCUUCUCUCCUCCCAGCCCAGGACGCGCGGGCUCGCUACACCGGGAUUGUGGUCGCCAUGUGAAGCGGAAAAAAUGGAGAACAUUCUGAGGUAGAAAUAAACACAAUGAACAAAGUGUGUGUGUUGCGUCCUCGCGCUUCGUGCGUAGUACAGAGGACUGCGUGAUUACGUGUGUGUCGAGUUUCCCUCGGGAUUCGUGACAUGUUUAAAAUGUUGAAGUUUGAAAAUCCGUCUCGGCUCUCGGGUUUCAAAUGUUCGACGCUGCCGCUCGACAAACCCACCAACAACUUCGCCAAGAUGAGGCGAAUCCUUCGGGCAUCUGGAGUGGGGGCAGAGGGGCGCCAGGAUCCCCCUGUCCUGCCCGUGCCCACUGUGCCGCCAUACCCUAUCGAGAUGUUCGAAAGCAACCAAGUCCUCGGCCAUACUAACCCAGCGUUCAUCUUCACUGACGAGUUCCUUGAGGCCAACAACCUCAAGGCAACAUCUCCAUCCGCAUCUCAGGUGACGAGUGACGACGCCCCCAGCUCUCGGUCCUCCCCGGAAGGCGCUGUGUAUAGCGUGACGGGCGGCACGGUGAGGAGCCUGGGGUCAAGUGAGAGCGAUGAGAGGACGCCUCAUGACUGUUCCCCGCGAGACAGUGAAGUGACCACACUUAGUGAUGAGGCUUCUUCGGGAAGACAGAGCUUCCUUAGCGGUGUUUCUCGAGGAUCCAAUGAAGACUCUGCUCGUGGUGGCAGUUGUAGCGGCUCUGCAUCUAACGAUGGUGAACUUAUUAAGCAUUCUUCUGUGAUUCACUCGUCAAAUGCUUCCUCUGUUCACACUGCAGGCUCAUUGCCUUGCACUGGUCCACUAAAUAACAGUGACACCGUAGAUACAGGUGGCCCCAUGGCAAGCAAUGACUCUAUACCCAACACUGACCACAGACCCAGUAAUGGCACGGUGCCAAAAAGUGACUGUAUCCCGAGCGAUGCCUCUGUAAAAAACGAAAUUCCCAGACCCAACGUUAGAUCCUCCAGCAGCGAUGAUGCCUUGCUUGCCAGUGGUCCAGAUUCCACCAGCAGUUCCUUACCAAAUGGUGGCCCUGUUCCUACCAGUGGCAGCGGCACUCCUCUACUAAAACGGUGCCACAUAUCAAUCUGCAGAGAAUCCCUUCCCAAUGGUGGCUUAGUGGCUAACAGUGGCCCGAUUCUCAAUGGUGGCCCUUUACCUAAUGGUGGCUCUGUUCCUAAUGGCAGUCUCAUACCUAAUGGUGGCCCUGUACCCAAUGGUGGCCCCGUGUCUAAUGGUGGACCCAUACCUAACGGUGGACCUGUCCCGAGAUUCCCUGUACCCACCCAUGGCACUCUGCAGAAUGGGAGAGACCUUAAGAAGAGAGGUUUUGCUCCUCCUUCCUAUGUCGAAGUGAUGAGCAGAGGGAGGCUGAUAAACACGCGGCUGCCACAGGGACAGUGGCCCGUCAGACAUCCAGUCAGUGGUCGCCCGGUGGCCAAGAGUGCGUCCCUCUCUCUCAGUGGAUCCAUCACCCCGGUUCAUCGUGGACGAAUUGGCGGGUCACUAAACUUCACACGACAGGGCCAGCAACUUCACCCAGGCAGCAGUCGCUACCCAAAUGAGCGCCACAGGAUGGCGAGAGACUUCCCUCCGCCGCCACGCCCGGAGAUGACAGGUGGCGUGGCCCAGGCGGGAAGAACUGCGGGCAGUGGUGCGCCUCCCUACAGACCCUCCAUAAAUCACAGCAAGGCCGGCCAUCCCUCAGGUGACCAGGUGGACAGGGCAGCUGCCAGCGACCCGACAAAUGGAAGAAAUUCGUCGCACCCUUCCAUCAGCACGGCACAGGUCACACCCAGCAAGGCAUCCUUCCCAUAUACAGCCAAGUCUGCAAAGCCAAGAAGGCGCGAAAGGCAAUGAGUGAUAACACGGUCCACAGGAAAGAGUGCCCCACCACGAGAGGCCUCACUAUGCCCAGGUCCCCACGGCUCCUUCUUCCACGCUGGUCAGACGAGACGAGCGGGGAAAUGUCCCCAACAACCGCCCUGCCGCUCCGCCCAGGCCUGACGGCAGUCCGCUGUACGAAGACCUUGCUGAAUUCGAGGACGACAGAGCCGAGGAGAGGCAGUAUAAUAUAGAAGUUAAAAUUGAUUAUUCCCGCGGCAGCAAA